UGAGUGAGGAGGAGCAAGAGAAACAAAUAAACAUCGGGCGUUGCUCCUUUACCUGAUCUCUAAUCCCUAAUUUGUAGAGAUGGCAGCAACAAUGGGUGUGGCUUCUCAGACCUCAACGCGUGUUCUUCUAUUUCACCCAAUCCAACACCGGCGAACUUCUUCUUCUCCUCCUCCUCCUUCUCGUUAUCUCUUGAACCAGAAAUCUGAAUGUGUUUCUCUGAGGGGGCGUUAUUCCCAGUGCAAUCGUGCACCUGUUGUUUCGUGCAGACAAAGCGAGGCACACGAUAAUGUUCUGUCGGGGUCCACUCGCACCGUGACAACCUUGUUGGGCAUGGCCGUGUUGUUUGUGAAAGGGUUUGGGAAGAUUGCACUUCAGAAUUUGAAUUUGAAUCUGUUGAGUCGCAAUAUCAAUAGCAAUAGCAUGUUGUUGGGUGGUGGUGAAUUGUUGUUUGCCUCUUUGAAGGACCGUCCGAGUGGUUAUCUGAACACGCCGCUGACGGUUGUGGCGGCGGGAUUGGGGAAGUGGCUUGACAUAUACAGUGGGGUUUUGAUGGUUAGGGUUUUGCUGAGUUGGUUCCCAAACAUCCCGUGGGAACGUCAACCUCUGUCUGCAAUAAGAGACCUUUGUGAUCCUUAUCUCAACUUGUUCCGUAAUAUAAUUCCCCCAAUUUUUGAUACCCUUGAUGUUAGUCCUCUUCUUGCUUUCGCCGUCUUGGGCACUCUUGGCUCCAUUCUUCAGACUGCUACCUAGUCACUAGUCACUCCUCUUCUACAGGUUUGGGCUGCCAUGCCACUUAAUGUAAUGGCUGUUAAAACAUCAAAACCACUCUUUUGAAGCUUAGGUUCAAGUUUGGUGGUGUCUUUUAUACAAUGUACUUUUCAAUUUGGUAUAUUUUGUAGUUAUGUACGUGCUUAAGGUCACCAUCCUACUUCAUUUUUCAUAUAUUGUGUUAGCAAUUUAAUUGUAUCUUGAAAUUUCUUCAGUAUCAGCUCUGCAGAGUUUGUAGGCUAUUAGUUUUACAUAAAUUCCUGCUCUAUCAUGGUUAUGGAUAUGCUUUAUCAUCUGCGCCAAUGGCGACCUAGAUAAUGUGAUUCCAAUUAUACGUUCCUUAUUUGAGUUCUGAACAAAACUCCUUUGUAUCUAAUAUCUAUCU
Molecule: messenger RNA, 1154 nt
Organism: Gastrolobium bilobum
Lineage: Eukaryota; Viridiplantae; Streptophyta; Magnoliopsida; Fabales; Fabaceae
Product: ylmG homolog protein 1-2, chloroplastic-like
Exons: 2
Coding region: 80-751 (223 amino acids)
Biological process (GO): chloroplast fission
Cellular component (GO): membrane
Source: RefSeq, a predicted model, not a curated record